Molecule: messenger RNA, 847 nt
Organism: Nicrophorus vespilloides
Lineage: Eukaryota; Metazoa; Arthropoda; Insecta; Coleoptera; Silphidae
Exons: 2
Coding region: 1-798 (265 amino acids)
Source: RefSeq, a predicted model, not a curated record
AUGUCAGCAGUCAGAGCGUUGAUGAUUUUUUGCCUUUUCGCAAACAAUGUUUUUGGCAUCGAAGAUGCGUCAAAUAUGCAGUCGUAUGGAAUCAUGGAGAACAUUGAAGGGGCGAUUGAAAAUUUGGAAAACGUUGUGCAGAAGGGUAUCGAUGAUGGCUUAAACAUGAUCAACGAUGUUUACGAAAAGAUGAUGUCGCUGCCGAUGCAAGUUGUAUUAGAGACGAGGAAAGCUUUGACAGUUGUUAUCUCUAAGACUGGAGAUGAGAUUAAUGCGAUGGUGAAGAAGGCCGAAAACUUGGGAGUGGAUGUCUCGGAGUGCACCAAAAGCACCGAUUACAGUUUGAAUUCGAUAGCGAUCCGCGUGAUGCCUCCACUGAUGAAUUGCAUGCUCGGCAAGAUCUGCGAGGCCAAGGUCAUCCUGGAGAAGGCCGUCUCCGAUAUCAACGGUUACGUGGACGUCAUCUACGAGAUGCAGGCAAAAGUAACCGAGUGCGGAUCGGGUGUUGCAUCUUUAAAGUGCUUGGCCGGUGUUCUCGCCGAUAUCACCAAAACUUCGGUUCAAGUACCGUUGGAGAUGAUGAAGAUGGUCAAACAGGUGCUGGCUCUUAUGGGAACCAUGCAGGAGGCCGUGACCGAAUGCGGAACUGCUGCCAUGGCAACAGCGACAAAACAAUGUGCGGGCGUUGCGUUGGACGUCGGUAAAUGCGUAUCUGCUAAAAUUAACGGCACAUUCAUUUUAUUAAAAAAAAAACAAUUAUUUGUCUCUUUCAUAACAAUACUAUAUUAUACAAACUAAAGUUCAAACCAUACUAUGUAUGAUACGAAACAUAAUGUUAACAAUUACU